Molecule: messenger RNA, 1846 nt
Organism: Manis javanica (Malayan pangolin)
Lineage: Eukaryota; Metazoa; Chordata; Mammalia; Pholidota; Manidae
Gene: PDIA6
Product: protein disulfide isomerase family A member 6
Biological process (GO): response to endoplasmic reticulum stress
Cellular component (GO): endoplasmic reticulum lumen
Molecular function (GO): protein-disulfide reductase activity; protein disulfide isomerase activity
Source: RefSeq, a predicted model, not a curated record
CGCAGCCCGACGCCAGCCUCGGGGGCAGAGGGCCGGACUUGGGGCGGCGGGGGCGCGGCGUGGCGGUGCUAAAGCGGCGGCGCUGAAGCGGUGGCGGCGGGAGUGCGCGGCGGCCCUGGCCCUCGGCAUGGCUCGUCUGGUGCUGAGUCUGCUGAGCUGUACCUUCUUUCUAGAAGCAAAUGCUCUGUAUUCCUCUGGUGAUGAUGUAAUUGAAUUAACUCCAUCAAAUUUCAACCGAGAAGUGAUUCAAAGUGAUAGUUUGUGGCUUGUAGAAUUCUAUGCUCCAUGGUGUGGCCACUGCCAAAGGUUAGCACCAGAAUGGAAGAAAGCAGCAGCUGCUUUAAAAGAUGUUGUGAAAGUUGGUGCAGUUGAUGCCGAUAAACAUCAGUCGCUAGGAGGUCAAUAUGGUGUUCAGGGAUUUCCUACCAUUAAGAUUUUUGGGCCUAACAAAAACAAACCAGAAGAUUAUCAGGGUGGCAGAACUGCUGAAGCCAUCGUAGACGCUGCUCUUAGUGCUCUGCGCCAGCUGGUGAAGGAUCGCCUUGGGGGAAGGGCCGGCGGGUCUAGCUCUGGAAAACAAGGUAGAAGUGAAAGUUCAAGCAAGAAAGAUGUGAUUGAGCUGACAGACGACACCUUUGAUAAGAAUGUCCUUGACAGUGAAGAUGUUUGGAUGGUUGAAUUUUAUGCUCCUUGGUGUGGACACUGCAAAAACCUAGAGCCAGAGUGGGCCGCUGCGGCCACAGAGGUGAAAGAGCAAACAAAAGGCAAAGUGAAGCUCGCAGCCGUGGAUGCUACAGUCAACCAGGUGCUGGCCAGCCGAUACGGGAUUAGGGGAUUUCCUACAAUCAAGAUAUUUCAGAAAGGCGAGUCUCCAGUGGAUUAUGAUGGGGGGCGGACAAGAUCGGACAUCGUUUCACGGGCCCUCGAUCUGUUUUCUGACAGUGCGCCCCCUCCUGAGCUGCUUGAGAUCAUCAAUGAAGACAUUGCCAAGAAGACAUGUGAGGAACAUCAGCUCUGUGUUGUGGCUGUGCUGCCCCAUAUUCUUGAUACUGGAGCUACAGGCAGAAAUUCUUACUUGGAAGUUCUUCUGAAGUUGGCAGACAAAUACAAAAAGAAAAUGUGGGGGUGGCUGUGGACAGAAGCUGGAGCCCAGUCUGACCUGGAGAACGCUUUGGGGAUUGGCGGGUUUGGGUACCCAGCCAUGGCAGCCAUUAAUGCACGCAAAAUGAAAUUCGCUCUUCUGAAAGGAUCUUUCAGUGAGCAGGGCAUUAAUGAGUUUCUUAGGGAGCUUUCUUUCGGGCGUGGAUCUACAGCACCUGUAGGAGGUGGGGCUUUCCCUCCCAUCAGCACCACAGAGCCCUGGGACGGCAAGGAUGGCGAGCUUCCCGUGGAAGAUGACAUCGACCUCAGCGACGUGGAGCUGGACGACCUUGAGAAGGAUGAGCUCUGAGAGGCUCCGCGUGGAUCUCUGUUUUCUUUUCUUGGGAGCAGAUUUUCCCAGCAGUGAAGGAACAUUCUUUACAAUCAGAUGAAUCUACCAGUGGCCUUUCUCACCAACAAGUAGUACUUGAUCGGUCAUUUGAAAUCACUGCAACAGUGAGCUUCUGCAUCUCAAGAAAACAGUGAAAAAUUCUAUGAAUUGUAGCCAAGGAAUUGGGUUGUCUGUCGAGUAAUAUUUUGAAGAAAACUGAUGAGCUAUUGAAACAUUUUUUUCCCCUUCCUCUGACUGCUGCUUGAAUGUUCUUGGAGGCUGUUUCUUAAUGUAUAAGUUUUUUAAUGUGAUCCUUUUGUUUGAAUAUUAAUGGCUUUUUUCCAUUAAAGAAUAAAAUAUUUUGGACAAUGCUAA